CUACUAGGUACCUCAGUAUUGAGUACGUACCUGCCGCAGCGUCAAAUGGGAGUUUUAAAGAAUUGACGGUCUUUCUAUUUAACAUGUGGCCCACUUUAGAGCUUUUAAGCCAAUCAAUCAGAGCUCUUAUUACCUUACUACAUAACAAGCGUUGGCUUUUCAACAACGGUUCUUUAAAAUCAAACGUUCAAAUGUUCUUUGCCAUAGAAGGCUUACUAUACAGAGAACGGUCUUUUAGCAAAAGAACCGUUCUUUUUAAGCGCGCAUUGACGUUGCAGUACAUAAGCUAAGACGGACUCGGGAGCGAUUCGAAUUUCAAGGAGCUAAAGGAUGCCGUCCGUACCUUAACCUGCCACCCACCUGCAGCUUCAACCUCCAACCAAUCAGCCCAAACAAUUCCCUAUCUCAUGCUCGUAGCCUCGUCGCCUCCUCCUAAAGCCUACUCAGCCUUCUACAACUAGGUACUCAGCAAAUCAUCUACUACAUAGUUGUCUGUAAAUGUAGAGGCCAAGGCAGACAAAGUGAUUCACAAUGGCGGUGUCUCCUCUGAUCGUGCAUCCGACAGAUGCUUUACCGAACCCUAGAUCUGUAUCGUCACCGCUCAAGAAUGCAAAUUCAGCACAAACAUCGUCAAACGGCACCCCUUUAGUUGCGCCUACCGCGCCGUCUGGAGCUCAGCCCGCCUCUUUAGAUGUUGCCGAGCAGCUCAACGAGGAGGAGAAGCGCAAAUAUGUGAAAGGCAAGAAGCUCGGCGAGGGUACCUAUGCCAACGUAUACCUCGGUUUUCUUCGGGACGACCCAUCGAAGCCGGUUGCCAUCAAGAAGAUCAAGAUACAGAAGGAGUACACAGAGGGAAUGGCACCUGACGCCGUUCGCGAAAUCAGACACCUACAGGAGCUCUCCCAUCCCAACAUAAUAACCUUGCACUCGAUAUUCUCCUCUAAAGACCAGAAUCUCAACCUCGUCCUAGAGUAUCUGCCCCUAGGUGACCUGGAAAUGCUUAUUCGUGAUGAAAAGGGUGUCAAAUAUGGUGCGGCUGAUAUUAAGGCUUGGAUGGGUAUGCUCACCAGGGCGGUAUGGUUCUGCCACGAGAACUUUGUGCUGCAUCGCGAUAUAAAACCCAACAAUUUGCUCAUUGCAGCCGACGGAGAGGUUAAACUAGCAGAUUUCGGUUUAGCCAGGAGUUUCUCGGAUCCGUACAAGCCCAUGACUUCCAAUGUCAUCACGCGCUGGUACCGACCCCCAGAGUUACUGUUCGGUGCCAAGCAUUACUCCGGCGCCGUGGAUAUUUGGUCUGUCGGCUUGGUCUUUGCAGAGCUGGUAAUAAGGAUGCCGUUUCUUGCAGGGAACACAGAGAUGCACCAAAUCAGCCUUAUUUGUCAGGGUAUCGGUACGCCGACGGAGGAGAACUGGCCCGGGGUUACCAAGCUGCCCGAGUACACCGCGGAGAAGGAAGUCCACCCAGUGCGAGGAAGGGAUUACUUCUUGUCUAUGUUUGGUACGGUUGGUACUCACGGUGUUGAGCUCUUGAUGAAGACGUUGAUACUCGACCCUAAGAAGCGAGUCACGGCUCGGGAGAUGCUGAACCAUAAGUGGUGGCAAGAAGAUCCCAAGCCUACCCGUAAGCAAGACCUACCCAAGAAGUCUGGUGGACAGGAGAAGGUCGGUGCGGACUUGAAGAGAAGGCCUGGGAUGGUAGAAGACGAAGGCAAGGGUUCUAAGGUUGCCCGCAAGUUAGACUUUGGAGGAGGCAAUUAGGAUAUUUUCAUCCUAUGAGAAAGAUUACGAUGCAUAUCAGUCUGGCGUUUGGGAGUUUGUCUAUAUAUCAACCAAGGCAUAAUAGGUCAACGUUUACUUUACGAAUCUAGGCACCGCAGGAAGA
Hypoxylon fragiforme is the source of this 1882-nucleotide messenger RNA. RefSeq names its product Pkinase-domain-containing protein. Gene Ontology annotation, biological process: positive regulation of transcription by RNA polymerase II; protein phosphorylation. The transcript has 2 exons. Gene Ontology annotation, molecular function: RNA polymerase II CTD heptapeptide repeat kinase activity; cyclin-dependent protein serine/threonine kinase activity; ATP binding. Bases 532 to 1758 code for a protein of 408 amino acids. The record is from RefSeq and is a predicted model, not a curated record. Lineage: Eukaryota; Fungi; Ascomycota; Sordariomycetes; Xylariales; Hypoxylaceae. Gene Ontology annotation, cellular component: cytoplasm; nucleus; transcription factor TFIIK complex.